AUUGUGUCACGUGACGGACAUGCGGCGAUCGCCGUCGCGAGAAAUGCAAUGCACGAAUUAUCUACCUUUGUGAUUGCCAAACUUGAUAAAAAUGGUGGCAGUGUUGUUGAUGACAUAUGCAUUAAU
Acaulospora colombiana is the source of this 126-nucleotide messenger RNA. NCBI's taxonomy places the organism in Eukaryota, Fungi, Glomeromycota, Glomeromycetes, Diversisporales, Acaulosporaceae. The record is from the annotation of a GenBank genome assembly.